CAAUGGGAGAUUUUCAUAGAUCAAGUGUCGCUAUAACAGAAAGACUUUUUCAUGCCUGCAUGUUUGCUGAACUUUACAGCCAGUCGCUGCCAGCAGGAAGCUCACUUCUUUCGGCUUUUCUGAGUCUCAAAGUCCACUAUCACCAUGUCAGACACAGAGGAUGUCGAGCAUUUUGAGGAAGGGGAAGAAGAGAAGCCAAAGUUCAAGCCAUCAGCACCCAAGAUCCCAGAUGGUGAUAAAGUGGACUUUGAUGACAUUCAGAAGAAGCGCCACAACAAGGAUAACCAAGAGCUGCAGGGCCUCAUCGAUGCUCACUUCGAGCAAAGGAAGAAGGAGGAGCAGGAACUGAUCGCCCUCAAGGAGAGAAUGGAGAAGCGCAGAGCUGAGAGGGCAGAGCAGCAGAGGGUCCGGGCUGAAAAGGAUAAGGAGCGCCAGGCCAGGCGUGAGGAGGAGAGACGGAGGAAGGAGGAGGAAGAUGCCAAGAAGAAGGCAGACGAAGACGCCAAGAAGAAGUCAGCUCUGUCUGGUAUGGGCUCCAACUACAGCAGCCAUCUGCAAAAGGCCGAUGCCAAGAAAGGCGGCAAGAAACAAACAGAGAGAGAGAAGAAGAAAAAGAUCCUGGCUGAUAGACGCAAGCCGCUCAACGUCGACCAUCUCAACGAGGACAAACUGAGGGACAAAGCGCAGGAGCUGUUCGACUGGAUCAAGACCCUGGAGGCUGAGAAAUUUGAGCACAUGGAGAGGCUGAAGAGGCAGAAGUAUGAGGUUACUACGCUCCGCAGGAGAGUGGAGGAGCUCGGCAAAUUCAGCAAGAAGGGCGCCGGCGCUCGUCGCAGAAAGUAAGCGGGUCGUCGUGCAGGCCGAGACCCCCACCACGAAGACGGACGACCUACACCCGGACUCGACCGACUCUUCCUCGUCUUGGACUGUUUAGCUCCCUUUUUAUGUCAUGUAAAUAAAGUGUGACUUAAAGCCUCUGUCAGUAGCUACUUGUUCCUAUUGAAACAUCAAUAAAAUAGUUGUUUUUAGA
Messenger RNA from Puntigrus tetrazona (Sumatra barb), 1030 nucleotides. It is a transcript of the gene tnnt3a, whose product is annotated as troponin T type 3a (skeletal, fast). The transcript is spliced from 13 exons. Gene Ontology annotation, biological process: sarcomere organization; muscle contraction; regulation of muscle contraction. Gene Ontology annotation, cellular component: troponin complex. The record is from RefSeq and is a predicted model, not a curated record. NCBI's taxonomy places the organism in Eukaryota, Metazoa, Chordata, Actinopteri, Cypriniformes, Cyprinidae. Gene Ontology annotation, molecular function: tropomyosin binding; troponin C binding; troponin I binding. Bases 145 to 843 code for a protein of 232 amino acids.